Molecule: messenger RNA, 633 nt
Organism: Durusdinium trenchii
Lineage: Eukaryota; Dinophyceae; Suessiales; Symbiodiniaceae
Source: the annotation of a GenBank genome assembly
AUGUUUGUUUGUUUGCUGCUCCAAACUCGAAAGACGUUUAUUAUAGGUGGUAGUUAUAGGUGCAAAUGUGUUCUUGCAUGGCGCUGUCAGGUUCCAGGCUGUAAGGAGCUCUUGGUCGCGGGACACCGCAAGUGGGCAGGGGCCUAUGUCGUGUCACGAAGGGGGCUGGACAAAUUGGUCUCAAGCGGCUAUGACCAAUGUAUCUUCCCUGUGGAUGACUUCUUGCCCGCUUUGCAUUCCUUUCAUCCACGCCCAGACAUACGUGAAUUGCCCUGUGUGUCCAAUCUUUGCGACAACUUUGUCGCACUGACCUUCCCGCAGGAUGCCAAGAUUGUUCAGGUCGAGGAUAGGGGCUCCGUGAGCAAGUUCUCCACAGUGCUUUUGGGCGAUUUGGGUGCAAGUCUGGGCGACGAGGAUGACCUCGGCACGGUCACCAACGCCCUGCCCGUACAGUUGGAACCCUUGGACUUUUCCCACGACAAUAUUGAAAAAAACCUGAAGAUAGCUGUUGACGCGCUGAAAAAACAUGGAUUUGUAGUCUUGCAACUGCCUCAAGAGAGCGUUGAAGCAGCCGAACAUGCAGAGGUUCGAGUGUUUGCGCCACUUUGCUUCAUGUACAGCACGGCGUCCUAG